Cajanus cajan (pigeon pea) is the source of this 810-nucleotide messenger RNA. Lineage: Eukaryota; Viridiplantae; Streptophyta; Magnoliopsida; Fabales; Fabaceae. The record is from RefSeq and is a predicted model, not a curated record.
AUGGAAGACUCUAAGGGAAUAUCCACUCCUAUGAUUGGUGGUCAGCAACUUGCUAAAGCGGGAACCUUGUUUGAUGAUCCUACUUUGUAUAGGUCUGUAGUUGGUGCAUUGCAAUAUGCCACAAUUACACGACCUGAGAUUGCUUUUAGUGUUAAUAAGGUGAGUCAGUUCAUGUGCUCUCCAAUGGAGGAACAUUGGAAAGUGGUUAAAAGGAUACUUAGGUAUCUCAAAGGAACUAUUAAACAUGGUUUGGUGUUUGCUCCUGCUCGCUCAACUUCUUCCUUCAAUCUUACAGCCUUUACUGAUGCUGAUUGGGCAGUUGAUCCCAAUGAUAGGGGAUCUACUUCGGCAGCCUGCAUUUACCUUGGUCCUAAUAUGGUGUCUUGGUGGUCCAAGAAACAGUUGCUUGUUGCAAGGUCAAGCACUGAAGCUGAAUAUCGAGCUUUAGCUCAAGCAGUAACUGAGGUCUUGUGGAUCCAAUCCCUUCUAAAGGAACUGAAAGUUCACCUAAACACUCCUAUAGUGCUUUGUGAUAAUCAAAGCACAGUAGCACUGUCUCACAAUCCAAUUCUACACUCAAGAUCUAAGCAUAUGGAACUUGAUAUCUUUUUUGUUCGAGAAAAAGUCAUCAGUAAAGCUCUUGUUGUCUCGCAUGUCCCUGCUCAGCAUCAAUAUGCAAAUGUUUUAACCAAGGCACUGUCGCCCAAAAGAUUUUUGUUUCUGUGUUCCAAGCUCAAUGUUGCUGAUCCAUCUGCUAUGUUUCAUCCCCUUGAGCUUGUGGGGGGUGUAUUAGAGAAGAGACUAGGAUAA